Molecule: messenger RNA, 1938 nt
Organism: Morchella importuna
Lineage: Eukaryota; Fungi; Ascomycota; Pezizomycetes; Pezizales; Morchellaceae
Exons: 2
Coding region: 1-1938 (645 amino acids)
Molecular function (GO): long-chain fatty acid transmembrane transporter activity; long-chain fatty acid-CoA ligase activity
Source: RefSeq, a predicted model, not a curated record
AUGGCCCUCCCCGCCGCCAUCCUCAAGAGCCUCCUCGCCGCCCUCCCCCUCCUCUCCUACCUCGACGCCAAAUACCUCCUCUCGCACGACCUCUGCCUCAUCCGCUCCUUCCUCACCUCCACGCUCGAGCAAGCAAUCUACGAGAAGCGCGACCGCCUCUCGCCCUUCUACCUCAUCGAGGACCUCGCGCUCUCGCCCAACGCCGCCCUGCGCGACCGGCCCCUGCUCAUCUACGAGGGCACGACAUGGAGCUACAAGGCCGCGCACGACAUGAUCCUGCGCUACGCCACGUGGCUCAAGGAGCGCUACGCCAUCGCAAAGGGCGACAUUGUGGCGCUGGACUUUACAAACAAGCCGGCGCUGAUCUGGGUGUGGUAUGGGCUGUGGGCCAUUGGCGCGAAGCCCGCAAUGAUCAACUAUAACCUGAGCGGCGAGCGGCUGGUGCACUGUGUGAGGACGUCGACGGCGCGGCUGGUGCUGGUGGACGGCGAGGUGCGCGGCGUGCUGGAGGGGGAGGAGGGCGAGCGCACGAGGAGGAUGCUGGAGACGGAGGGCGGGGAGAGGCAGGUGGUGGUGUUUGAUGAGGCGACGGAGAGGGUCGUGGAGACGUGGAAGGCGGUGAGGCCGGGGGAUGAGGAGCGUGGGGGGCAGAAGUUGCCGGAUAUGGCGAUGCUGAUCUAUACAAGCGGCACCACGGGCAUGCCCAAACCCGCAAUCAUCUCCUUCCAAAAGCUGCACUUCGGCGCCGGCUUCGCCUCGCGCUACAUCGGCCUCAAGUCCACCGACGUCUACUACACCUGCAUGCCGCUCUACCACAGCUCUGCCGUCCUCCUCGGCCUCACCAACGUCCUCUACGCCCGCGCCACCCUCUCCCUCGGCCACAAAUUCUCCACAAAAACCUUCUGGCGCGACGUCCGCGACUCGCACGCCACAGUCAUCCAAUACGUCGGCGAGACCUGCCGCUACCUCCUCUCCGCGCCCCCGCAGCCCACAGACACCCAGCACGCUGUCCGAAUGGCAUUUGGCAACGGCCUCAGACCAGACAUCUGGCCGGCCUUCAAGGACCGCUUCAAUAUCCCCGUCAUCGCCGAGUUCUACGCCUCCACGGAGGGCUCAUCGGGCUCAUGGAACUACCAAGAGGGCUCCUUCGGCGUCGGCGCUAUCGGCCGCAGCGGCGCGCUCCUCCACGCACUCAUGGGCCGCAGCGCGCGCACCGUGCGCAUGGACGCCAGCGGUGACACACCCCUCCGCGACCCCACCACCGGCUUCGCAAUCGAGUGUCCUCCGGGCGAAGCCGGCGAGCUACUAUGGCGCCUCGACCCCAACAACGUCAAGAAGAACUUCCAGGGGUAUUUCGGCAACGGCAAGGCGACGGACGAGAAGAUCCUGCGCGACGUGUUUGCGAAGGGCGAUGCGUGGUUCCGCACGGGGGAUCUGCAGCGGACGAGUGUGGAUGGGCUGUUUUGGUACUUUGUGGACCGCAUUGGCGACACGUAUCGGUGGAAGAGCGAGAAUGUGAGUACGGCCGAGGUGGCGGAGGUGUUGGGGGGUUGUGGGGAGGUGGCGGAGGCGAAUGUGUAUGGGGUUGAGCUGCCGGGGCAUGAUGGGAGGGCGGGGUGUGCGUGUGUGGUGUUGCGGGAGGGGGCGUAUGUGGGACCUAAGGGGGCGGAGGUGAAGGAGGAGGUGAUGAGGGUGCUGGGGCAGCAUGUGGUGAAGGGGCUGCCGAGGUUUGCCGUGCCGUUGUUUGUGAGGGUGACGAGGGAGAUGGUGACGACGGGCAAUUUGAAGCAUGUUAAGCAUGAUCUGAGGGUGCAGGGCGUGGACCCGGAGAUGGUGGAGGGCGGGGGGGAUAGGUUGUGGUGGUUGAAGGAUGGGGUGUAUGUCCGCUUUACGAAGAAGGAUUGGGAGGGGAUUAGGGCGGGGAAGGUGAAGUUGUAG